Molecule: messenger RNA, 4690 nt
Organism: Schistosoma turkestanicum
Lineage: Eukaryota; Metazoa; Platyhelminthes; Trematoda; Strigeidida; Schistosomatidae
Source: the annotation of a GenBank genome assembly
CAAUAAACAAGCCAUAUUCCCAUACAUAUUGCAUUGGUGUACUUAUUCAUUUUACAAGAAACUUAACAUCUUGUAUUGUUCAAUUAUACAAUAACAAUUCGAUAAGAACCGGAAUAUAAAUCUGUUCGUUCUGGUAUCGAGUCUUAUCACAACACAACUAUGGCUGAAUUUCGUAAAUGUUUUGAUACCUUAGACACUGAGAAGCGAGGUGUGAUUACAAUUGAAGAUUUAAGAAAUUAUAUGAGUAAAAUGCAUUAUAAAGAAACUUUCUUGCAAAAAUGGAUCGAAUUAUUUGAUCCUGAGCAUACAGGAUUGAUUACUUAUGAACAAUAUUGUAAGACACUUGGUUUAAUACCACGAAAACGAACAUUUGGUAAAGAUGUGUCAGAUUCAACAUUUUCAUCAUCAUCAUCAUCAUCAUUGUCUGUUUCAUUAAAACAAGAUAAUUUCAAUGAAGUAUCAAUUGGCAGUUGUGACAAAAAUCUGGACAAAGCUAAUAUUACUACAAUCAUUCAAGAGCCAAAAUCAAAUGAACCAAAUCAAACAAUUGAACAAACCAUUGAAACUACAUCUAAUUUAAAACAAACCGCCGUUGAAAUCACUGUAGUAAAACAACAAGAAUUUCCAGAUCAAACAAUCAAUUCCAUUCAUCAAGAUAUAAAUAUUGAUAUAAUCAAUCCAACAGUGGAAAUCGAUUCGAAAAUUCAUUCAAUACAUACUGAAAAAUUAACUGUGAAUCGUAAACGUAAAUAUACAGGUGAAAGUAUUGUGACAGUUGAAGAAAAUAUUAUUUUACCAACGAAAAACGAUCCGAUAUUUCAAAAUAAUUUAAAAUCCAAUGAACAAAAUCAAUCAAUUAAUCAUGAAGUAAUUAUUAGUGAUAGCAAUGAAAACAAUUCUGUGCAAUCAUUUAAACAAAUAAUUGAUUUGGAUGAAGUGACGAAUGAAUUGAAUUUAUCAUCUACAAAUCACGCGGUACAAAGUUUUUCAGAGAAGAAAUCAAAUAAAAAGAAAUCUAAACAGAAACAAAAACAUUCAUCAUCAUCAUCAUCCUCCUCCUCUUCCUCGGAGAAAUCCUCGAAACCGACUGAUGAAAUCAACACUGUGGAUCUUGAUCUGAAUCCUAUGAUAAGCCAUUCAAUAGAUAAUGAAUUAUCUUGCAGUAAUAUCAUUACACCUGUAUCAUCUGAUUGUGAAAUAAAACUAACCGAAGUACCAUAUACUACUAUUACUACAACUACUACAACUACUACUAAUACUACUACAGAUUUCAUUGUGAAUGAAUCUUAUUCAUCAGCAGUACAAUUGAAUGUAAAUGCCAAUGAUAUCGAUCAAUCAAUAAUAAAACAUGAACAUUUCGAAAAACAACAAACAUCAUCUCAUUAUCAUAUGGAAAUUAUAGAACAACAUGAAGAAAAUAUUCAACUGUCAACUUCUUGUCCACUUGUCACUAUUCCAACAGAAAAGAUUGAACAUAAUGAAAAUGAUCAACCAAAUAACUACACAUUAUCCUCUGUUAUUGAUAUUCCUAUUGAGAAAACAACUGAAGUAUUUGCAUAUGAUUCGAUUAGUAUACAUCAACAUCAAGCAGAUGAUGAAGCUUAUAAACCAAAUUUAUUAUCUACUGAAAUCCCAAUUGAAUCAAAUUCAUUUGAGGAAUGUUUAUUAUCAAAACAAACCAAUCAACAAGAUCUAGAAAUAAAUGAUCAAAUUGUACAGGAUAAUCAUGAAAUAAUUUCUAAACAAACAACCACAGAACAAAAACCACAUAAAAAGCCUUCAAAUAAAAACAAACAGAAAAUGUGUUAUAUUCCAGUGGACGAAACUAUCGAUCAACAAACAUUGAACACUGAUCAUAAAAGUUCACCUUCUGUAGAUUUUAUUCAAUCCAAUAUAUUGUCGAAUGAGAGCUUAUUUUCUACUGAAAAUCAGUCAUUAUCAGAAUCGUUAAUUAUUCCACAGAAUAUCCAGUCAACUUCAUAUAAACCACAAGUAAUGAAUGGUACAGUUGAGAAGAAUAUUGAUUUUAAUCAACCAUUAUCAUCUACAGAAUUAGUCCAAGAUGAUAAUGAUGGCGAUGACGAUAAACAAUGGAAAAAAGCUUCGAAAAAGUCUAAAAAGAAGCGUGAAAAGAAAAAUCGAGAAAUCGAUAAAACCAUAGUUGAACAUGACACAGGUAGUGUAGUCACUGACCAAAUGCUACUAACAGAAAGUAUUACAACGUACUUAGAACAUGAUAUUGUACAAAAGGCAAGUGCUUCUGACCACACCAUAAUAUCAUCGGAACCAGUAAAUGAGGAAUAUAUCUGUCCGUCCAUUGUAAAAAAUCAAUCAAAUCAGAUCAAUAUUCAAUUUUCCGAUCCAACAUUUCCUGAAAUAAGCAGUACCGAUUUUCAGUCCCAAGAAGUAUCUGCUAAACAGCAUACAAUAGAGCCAGAACAAGUUUUAAAUGAAUCACAAAUUAUUAUAUCAAGUGAUGAUACACUUAUUACUACUGAAAUAAAUCAUAAAAGUAACAAAGUUCCAGUAGAUAAUUAUUGUGUAACUUCAGAAAGCAUUGUAGAAGUAAAGUCCACGAUUACUACUACCUCGACUAUUACUACUAUGAUUACUAAUAUUAAUAAUGAUAAUGAUAUUAGUAAUAAUGUAACAGUAGAACAAUUAUCUCCAAAACAAGGUGACACAAACGAAGUAACCAUAGAGUUGACACCGCCUAAUUCAGACUUGAACAUUGAACAUGAAGAUGUGCACAAAACCUCAGUCAAACAAUCAAAAAAGAAACACAAAAAAUCAAAAGAAUUAAUUGAAACGAAUUUAAAAGCUACUGAAAGUCAUACAAAUGCCACUGAUGAUAGUGGUGAUUCUACUUCUUUACAAGUAACAUCAAUUCCUCAGAGCACAAUGCCAGUAACUGAUGUAAAUCAAACCGGUGACUUUCCUUUAUCGAUUGAUGUGAAAAUCAAAGAAGAAAUCUCACAUCUAGUUGUAUCAUCAGUUCCGAGCGAUUUAACUAGUCCGCUUUCUGAUGGUUGCAAUAAAAAGAAAUCAAGGAAUAGAAAAUCGAAGAAAGUGACAGUUCAAUCGAAUGUUACAGAUGAUUCUUUCAUGUCUACACCUAUCAUAACACCUUCUACUACUACUACUACUACUACUACUUCUUUGAUACCGAUUCGUCAAGUACACGGUACUGUACAUAGUUGUAGUUCAAAAUUUAAUGAUAAUAACGAUAUUUUCACAUCGUUGUCAAUUCCAUUUUGUAAAACAAUUUGUAAAGUUUCUCAUACAGAAUUACACAAUUCAAAUAAAUCUUUAUCAAAAAUAAAAUCAAAAAAACUUCAAUUAAAAAAUAAAUUAAAGUUAAAAAAUAGCAAAACAAACAUUUUGAAUCAAACAGACAAUUUGUUAAAUAAUGGCCAAUCUGUAAUCAAUGAAACAACAAUGGAACAAUCAUCACAAACGAUUGUUACUGCAAAAGAAUCACAAGAAAAUACUAGAAAACGACGUUUUCCUAAGUCUUUCAUAACACAAGUAGAUCCAAAGUAUAUUCGUUCUGCUCGUCUCGCUGAAAAACGACGAAAAACUGAUUCAACUAAAGAAACGAAAGAGACAUCAUCCACAACGGAUAAGGAAAAGACAUCACCUAAACGGAACACUAAACAAAUGCUGAACAAAUGGCGUGUAAGACCAAGUUUACGCGAAAAUGGUGUCAUUGUUAUUUUGUUAGCUGGACGACAUCGUGGUAAACGUGUAGUUAGUUUAGGUAGACAAAAAUCAACUGGUCUACUACUUGUCACUGGACCAUAUCGUUAUAAUGGUUGUCCAUUACGUCGUGUACAUCCAGAUUAUGUGAUUGCUACAAAGACAAAAAUUGAUUUGAGCAAUUUAUCACUUCCUAAACGAAUUCAUACUAAAGAAUAUUUCACUAGAACUACAACAACAUGUAAAAAAUUCAAUAAAACUCAUUAUCAAAAUCGUUUUGAAGAUAUUCUUGAAACGGGUGUCCAUAAUAAACAAUCAAUUUAUACACCGAAUGAUGAAAAGAAAUCCGAUCAAAUUUAUAUUGAUAAUGAAGUGAGAAAAGCAAUUAAAUUACAUACUGAUUCAAAAAUGUUAAUUGCCUAUUUGAAAUCAUUAUUCUCAAUUGGUAAACAUGAUAGACCGCAUGAAAUGUUAUUCUAGGAAAAAAUUUUUGCCCAUAACACCAAACCAAUCAAUCAAUCAUGUACACCAACAGACACCAACACACACACACGCACGCACGUAAACAACACAUGCCUAUAUACAUACACACAUAUUUACAUCAGAGAAACACAAUUCCACAUACAAAUUAUACAAUCCAUGAACAAUACAAACUGACCUGAUGAAAUUAGAAAAACGAACAUUCAAAUGCAAUGAAUCAUUUCAAUAAAUAUCUCAAAUAUUAUGCAUCUCUUCUUCCAAAUCCAGUGAGUGCAUUUCUUCAUGUGUUGUUGUUCAUCUGCUUACAUCAUAAUUCAAGACAGAGAGUGAUUGUUCAAUGUGCAAAACAACAACGUCAAAUUCUUAGGUUGUUUAUCUUCAUUUUGAAUUUAUUCCUUGUUGUAAACUUGUGUUUUUGUCUUAUUUGUCUUCCUUCAUUUGUGUUGAUUUCAAUGUGCCCAAUUUGCUUUGUUUUUCUAAGAUAAAAUAAAAAUUCUAUUCUGGAUUCAAA